CUGCACACAUCAUUCUCUCUCUCUCUCUCUCUCUCCCUCUGUCUCUCUAGCUAGUUUUUGUGUACACUAAGCAUCUCAGCUUAAGCUUGUUAAAGAUUUAUUAAUUAAUAAACGCGGAAAUGGCAGAUGUGUUGAGUGAAGAACAGACUUUGGAGUUUCAAGAAGCUUUUUGCUUAUUUGACAAAGAUGGAGAUGGUUGCAUUACAAUCGAAGAGCUUGCGACGGUAAUCCGAUCAAUGGAUCAAAAUCCAACAGAGGAAGAGCUGCAAGAAAUGAUGAGAGAAGUAGAUGUUAACGGGAAUGGAACCAUUGAAUUCGUAGAGUUCUUAAAUAUCAUGGCAAGAAAAAUGAAGGAAGCUGAUGCUGAGGAUGAGCUGAAAGAAGCCUUCAAAGUAUUUGAUAAAGAUCAAAAUGGAUAUAUUUCUGCUAAUGAGCUAAGGCAUGUCAUGAUCAAUCUUGGAGAAAAACUAACGGAUGAAGAACUGGAACAAAUGAUUAAGGAAGCUGAUUUGGAUGGUGAUGGUCAAGUCAAUUAUGAUGAAUUUGCAAGAAUGAUGAUGGCCGUUUGAUUAAACAUUUGGUCAAACUAUAUAUUAAUGUCUGAUUAAAGAAAAUAUUAUAUCACCAUAUUUUUGUUUGAACAUUUCUUAUUUUUGUAUGAAUUUUCUUCUUAGCUUCUUUCUA
Molecule: messenger RNA, 684 nt
Organism: Papaver somniferum (opium poppy)
Lineage: Eukaryota; Viridiplantae; Streptophyta; Magnoliopsida; Ranunculales; Papaveraceae
Product: calmodulin-like protein 11
Exons: 4
Coding region: 120-569 (149 amino acids)
Molecular function (GO): enzyme regulator activity; calcium ion binding
Source: RefSeq, a predicted model, not a curated record